Messenger RNA from Mitosporidium daphniae, 3201 nucleotides. RefSeq lists its product as uncharacterized. The coding region runs from base 1 to 3201 and encodes 1066 amino acids. Lineage: Eukaryota; Fungi; Microsporidia. Gene Ontology annotation, cellular component: FACT complex. The transcript is spliced from 5 exons. Gene Ontology annotation, molecular function: nucleosome binding. Gene Ontology annotation, biological process: positive regulation of transcription elongation by RNA polymerase II; transcription elongation by RNA polymerase II. The record is from RefSeq and is a predicted model, not a curated record.
AUGGCAGGUCAUUCAGCAGGAGGUUCAGAACAAUCUCGGAGCAGUGGAAGCAUGGGCGGGAAUGCAGCAUAUGCAUUUUCAGAUCUCGAUGCAAUUGUAGUUGUCGUUGGCAAUCCCGACGAUACAACGGUGUAUCAAAAAUCGACGGCUCUUCAUAAACCCUUUUGGGCAUCCAGCCGCACACCCUUUCUGCGGUCACUUCAGCAAAGAAGGGUACACCAUUGCGCUUGCUCAACGAUUUUUAAUUUAGUUUCGAUUUUGGAAACCCUUGAGCGGUCUAAAUCUCCGGGCACAAGCGGUCCCCAAUUGAAUUUCUUUAAGCGUUCUAAAGAUGGGUCCGAUCAGAUGCAGCUGUUUGAGGAAUUUUUGUCCUCGCUUAAAAAACACUCGCCGACAGGAAGGCUUGAAAAAAUUGGUAUUUUUUCAAAGGACCAUGCAUCUGGCUCCCUUGCUGCGGAUUGGAAAAAAUUUAUGGCUGCUCAUGCGGAUUUGGAGCUAAUCGACGUUUCAUCGGCCGUUGGUGCUCUACUUGUUCAGAAGGAUUCUGACGAACAGGAGCUUAUCCAUCAAGCAGCCAAAAGUUCAUCCUCUCUUCUGCAGGGCUAUGUGACCGAUCAGAUUCUUUCUGUCAUCGAUGCCGAUAAACGGGCUGUCACCCAUUCAGACUUGUCGGAAAAGAUCGAAAAUGCCGUUUCGGCGCUUUCUGAAAAGCGGGCAAAGUUCAAGGUGCCUUCUGGCGUGGAGCCAGAGCACAUUGAAAUGUGCUAUCCACCGAUCAUACAAUCUGGUGGGAACUAUUCGCUCAAACCCUCUGCCGUGUCUGAUGGCGAGCCCUUGCAUCCGGGGGCCAUUGUUUGCUCGCUUGGCCUCCGUUAUCGCUCUUAUUGCUCAAAUGUUGGGCGUACUUUCCUGAUUGAUCCAAUACCACAACAAGAGACGGAUUACAAGUUUUUGGAAGAGACCUACGACUACCUUCUGUCACAGAUACACACGGGAUUACCUUUGGCCUCCAUUUAUACGCUCGGACAUGAUUUUGUCAACACAAAAAGGCCUGAUCUUGAAAAGUCGUGGCUUUCCACUAUUGGCUGGUCCACGGGUCUGGAAUUCCGAGAACCUGACUACAUCAUUGGGGCAAAGUCGACGGCCAAGCCUCACGCCGUGUGUGAUGGGAUGACCCUGAUAUUAAUGGUCGGCUUUGCAAACAUUCAUCUUCAGCCCAAGAAACAGGACCCUCGGGCCAAUUUGUAUUCGCUCAUGAUUUCAGACACCGUUCUCAUUCAAAACGGGACUGCUCGAGUUUUGACCGAAUGCACCAGAAAGCUUUCUGACAUUUCGUACUUCUUCAAGUCGACCUCAAAAAAAACCAAGUCCAAAAAAACGGAUCAUGCAGAUGAAUCGAUCGAGGAGAUCGAUGAUAGCGAUGAUGAUGCAAAGCAGGGCAGAACGAAAAUGGACACCCCUGUUGGGCGAAAAAUACGCACCCGCUCUCGCACUGGACACGCAAAGGUUGAUGAGGAAGCAAUGAGACGAAGAGAAGCUCAUCAAUCUGGUCUUUUGAAAAAGCUCGUACGGGAUUCACUGCUCAAAUAUACACAAGAAGAAGAAGAGGGAAAGGAUCCUUCUAGCGCUGCUUCUUUUCUAAAGACCGGGGGUUCAACCGCCUAUAAAGAGAUCGAGUGUUACAAAAAAGAAGCAUUUUUGCCAAAAGCCGUGCGUGAUCUCAAAAUCCUCGUUGAUGCCAAGAAUGAUUGUGUCGUGUUGCCGAUCUUUGGCUUGCCCGUUCCAUUCCAUGUUUCCACCAUCAAAAAUGUUAGCAAAAGCGAGGAAGGCGAGUUUGUCUAUUUGCGCAUCAACUUCAAUUCCCCUGCGGGCGAUUUAUUGAAAUCAAGUAGCUUUGUUCGGUCCUUGUCGUUCCGCUCAACAGACUCGUUCCACAUGCUUUCUUGUUGGAAAGAACUCAAUGACCUCCGCAAGACGUAUACCACGAAAGAAGCAGAAUCACGAGAACGUCGUGAUAUUGUGGCCCAGGAUGCACUGGUUGAGCACACAAAAUCUGCCGGUGGUGUUCGCGAGCGUUCUGCACGGCUGCAAGACCUCUUCAUGAGGCCUGCGCCGUGGGAAGGCAAGCGUGUUCCGGGCGAUCUUGAUGUUCAUGCCAACGGUGUUCGCUACCGCUCCCUGUUGAAACCAGAUGUCAAAAUUGACAUCCUUUUUUCGAACAUGAAGCACCUUUUCUUUCAACCUUGCGACAAUGAAAUGAUCGUCGUUAUACACAUGCACCUUCAUCAUCCCAUCAUGAUUGGCAAAAAAAAGACAAAGGAUAUUCAAUUCUACAGAGAGGCUCUGGAGAACAUUGUCGAUGAAACCUCCACCAGCUCCAACAGUCGACGUCGAGUUCGCUAUGGGGGCGGUGGCGAUGAAGAUGAAAUCAUCCAGGAGCAGGAGGAGCGGCGUCGAAGAGCAGUCCUCAAUCAAGAAUUCAAAUCAUUUUGCGAACGUCUUGAAGGCCAAGUGAGUGUGGAUAUUCCGAUCCGCGACCUUGGAUUUUAUGGGGUGCCUUUUCGCCAAACUGUGUUAUUGAUGCCAACUCGAGAUGCACUUAUUCAUCUGACAGAUCCGCCCUUCCUUGUGGUAACCCUUGCGGAUGUAGAAGUCGCCUCGUUGGAGCGCAUUCUUUUUGGGUUGAAGCAUUUUGAUCUCGUCUUCAUAUGGAAGGACCAUUCCAGGGCCCCGCAGCAUGUCGACUCGAUCCCGGUCUCGUAUUUGGAAGCCAUCAGAGCAUGGCUUGAUGCUGCAGAUAUUUACACGAUGACGUCCACCAUCAACUUUAAUUGGAUCAAUGUAAUGAAGACAAUUCAGGACGAUCCCAUUGGAUUCUACGAGAUGGGUGGGUGGUCGAUCAUCCAGGCACGUCCAGGAGGUAAGCGAAAAGACGGCGAGGAUGACGGCAAAAGCGAAGCGUCAUCUUCAUCCUCCGACGAUGAUGAUUCUGUUUAUGAUGAGGAAUCCGAAGACGAAAAUGGCGAAGAAUCGGAUGAAAUCGAGGAAGAUGCAUCCGAUGAUACCACACAAGAUGAAGAAGAGUCUGACUUUGAUGACGAUGGCACCGAAGACGAUGAGGAGGAAGACGAAGAAGACGAGUCUGAGGAUGAUUCCAAGCAACACCGAAAAUCCGCCGCCAGCAGUCGCGGCCGCAAAUAG